AUGGCACUCUACAACCACAGUCAUGCCAGUUAUACCACCUUCAUCCUGAUGGGCAUCCCCGGCCUGCAGGGCUCCCACUUCUGGAUCGCAUUCCCCUUCUGCUCCAUGUAUGUCAUGGCUGUCCUGGGGAACCUGAUUGUCUUGCUGGUAAUCUGGACUGACCCAGGGCUUCACCAGCCCAUGUAUCUCUUCCUCUCCAUGCUCUCCGCUCUUGACUUGGUCCUCUGCACCUCCACAGUGCCCAGGAUCCUCGCUCUCUUCUGGGCAGGCACAGCUGAGAUCACCUUUGGCGCGUGUGCCGCACAAAUGUUCUUCAUUCACGGCUUCUCCGCUGUGGAGUCAGGCAUCCUGCUAGCCAUGGCCAUUGACCGCUACGUGGCCAUCUGCCGUCCUUUGCACUAUAAUACCUUGUUGCCGUUGGGGACCGUGGGCCGGAUGGGCUUGGCGGCUGUAUUCCGGGGCUUGGGGCUCAUGACGCCCCUGACCUGCCUUCUGGGGAGGCUGCAUUACUGCGGCCAGGUGAUCGCUCACUCUUACUGUGAACACAUGGCUGUGGUGAAACUGGCGUGCGGCGACACGCGGGCCAACAAUGUGUACGGCAUCACCGCAGCUACCUUGGUGGUGGGCACGGACUCCGUCUGCAUCGCGCUCUCCUACGCGCUCAUCCUGCGGGCAGUGCUCGCGCUUUCCUCCAAGGAGGCGCGAGCCAAGACCUUUGGGACUUGCGGUUCCCACCUUGGGGUUAUUCUGCUUUUCUACACUCCGGGCCUUUUUUCCUUCUACACGCAGAGAUUUGGGCAACAUGUACCUCGCCACGUGCACAUACUCCUCGCUGACCUAUACCUUGUGGUGCCCCCCAUGCUGAACCCCCUUAUUUAUGGCAUGAAGACCAAACAGAUCCGGGAUGGAGCGCUGCGGCUGCUCCAGCGGGGCCCACGUCAAACUUAA
Messenger RNA from Antechinus flavipes (yellow-footed antechinus), 948 nucleotides. RefSeq names its product olfactory receptor 52P1-like. Gene Ontology annotation, molecular function: G protein-coupled receptor activity; olfactory receptor activity. Gene Ontology annotation, cellular component: membrane. NCBI's taxonomy places the organism in Eukaryota, Metazoa, Chordata, Mammalia, Dasyuromorphia, Dasyuridae. The record is from RefSeq and is a predicted model, not a curated record. The transcript has a single exon. Gene Ontology annotation, biological process: G protein-coupled receptor signaling pathway. The coding region runs from base 1 to 948 and encodes 315 amino acids.